Messenger RNA from Schistocerca nitens (vagrant locust), 1730 nucleotides. Its product is annotated as protein phosphatase PTC7 homolog. The coding region runs from base 125 to 1036 and encodes 303 amino acids. The transcript is spliced from 5 exons. NCBI's taxonomy places the organism in Eukaryota, Metazoa, Arthropoda, Insecta, Orthoptera, Acrididae. The record is from RefSeq and is a predicted model, not a curated record.
AAAGUUCCGAUCGCGAAUUGAUGGCUGUUGAGGUCAAGUAGUGGUUUGUGUCGUGCGUGUUUGUGAGAGUGCAUGAGGUUAGGUGAAAAUGCAGUGUUUGUAGUAAGACUUCGGCUUCUAGAUAAUGCAGUCCAUUGUCUGGACUGGGAGACUUUUGUCUCGAGCGUUGUGGAAUGGCUUGUCGAAUUAUACGAACUGCGGUGAACAGAAUCUCAGCAGAAAACGUGAAUCCCGAAUAGUGUCUGCGGUGUGUGGUUUUCCAAAAGAACUUUCUCACGCCAAGUUUAGGAAAGGACAGUUUGGUGAUGAUGCCUACUUUACUGCAAAGUACAAGUCCGCGGAGGUUAUUGGUGUGGCGGACGGUGUUGGUGGUUGGAGGCAUUAUGGAAUCGAUCCGGGAGAGUUCUCGUCGUCACUGAUGCGUGCCUGUGAGCGGCUAGUCUGUAACGGCAGGUUUGCACCAUCUGAGCCAGCGGCGCUGCUUGCCAGCUCGUACUAUGAGCUGCUCGAAGACAAGCGGCCUGUGCUUGGUAGUACUACAGCAUGCGUGGUUGUGCUGAAUCGUGAGACACACAUGGCAUACACAGCGAACAUCGGAGACUCUGGGUUCGUUGUCGUACGCCGUGGACAGGUGGUGCACAGAUCUGAAGAACAGCAGCACUACUUCAAUACACCUUUCCAGCUGUCAAUGCCACCACCUGGCCACACUGGGCUUGUCCUCUCUGACAGGCCUGAAGCUGCAGAUACAUCCAAUUUUCCUGUUGAAGAUGGUGAUGUCAUCCUAUUGGCAACAGAUGGUGUUUUUGACAAUGUGCCUGACCAGUUACUGCUGGCAGAGUUGUGCAAGAUCCAAGGAGAAAGUGACCCACUGAAGAUUCAGGGUGUCGCAAAUUCCAUUGCUCUCAUGGCCCGUGCACUUGCAUUUGAUAGUAAUUUUUUGUCACCAUUUGCCCAGAAUGCACGCCACAAUGGUAUUGAAGCAAUUGGUGGGAAGCCAGAUGAUAUAACAGUGCUCUUGGCAACAGUUACUAUAUGAGACUAAUAUCAUUUAGGAUGGUGGUGUCCACUGCACUGAAACAUUUUGUCUUGUGCAUUCAGACACAUUAGGCAUGUUAUGUAGAAGUGUCUCAUUGUCAUGUUACAGUGUAGAAGUAAGUAGAAGUGGCAUUAGAUCAUUGAAGUGCUGAUUGCGAGAGGUGUUGAAUUAUGACACAGAUGAGAGGGUACUUCAUAUCUGAUGUGUAGAAUACUUGCUGACUGCUCUUUUGCAGAGACUGACAGUGGGUCCAGAGUAAUGAGUAAAACUGAUGCUCUUUAAUGGAAAGCUUCCUAGCAGUGCCUGUUGCAUUGUUUGUACUGUGUAGGGAGUGCAUGUUACAUUAAUUUUUGUCAUCUUUCAUUUUUAUAUUUAUACUCCUGCAUGGUUACAUAUUAAAGACAUUUUUGUGAAGACAUCAUUUAUUAUGCCUUUAUGUGUCAGCUGUAAUGUCUGCAGAUUCAGCUAAGAUACAUCAGUGCUUCACACUGUGAUAGAUUAAAAAUUGUUAUUCCUUUCCUGGAACUUUCCUUGAGACUGAAUGGUAUCAUAUUCAAUGAAAUAUGUUAUGCUGCAGCUUCAAUGAGCUACAGAAGUGAUUUAAGUGGAAAAUAAAACGCAAGAAGUGAUGUAAAUGACAGAAAAUGCAAUUAUGUAACAAACUGUGAAACAGUUAAUAAAAUAAUUAUAAACA